Molecule: messenger RNA, 2525 nt
Organism: Ictalurus furcatus (blue catfish)
Lineage: Eukaryota; Metazoa; Chordata; Actinopteri; Siluriformes; Ictaluridae
Product: probable G-protein coupled receptor 148
Exons: 2
Coding region: 304-1278 (324 amino acids)
Biological process (GO): G protein-coupled receptor signaling pathway
Cellular component (GO): membrane
Molecular function (GO): G protein-coupled receptor activity
Source: RefSeq, a predicted model, not a curated record
UUUAAAAAAAAACUUUAAAAAUAAAUAAAUAAAUAAAAACCCCUGUGUGUAACCAUGGAGCGCCUGAGGAGUUCUGAGGUCGCGUGCGCGUUCACGCGCCGGUAAUAGCGCUGACGCACUGUUCGGGCGCGCGCCAGCGUGUGUGUAAUGUGUGUGUGUAAUGUGUGUGUGUAAUGAGUUUUGUGUAUUGAUUCGCACUUUGAUGUGAAUGAACGGACGGAAUGGAUGUGUGAGAAAAAGGUACAACCUGAACCUGUUCAUCCUGAAGGCACCUGUCUGAAAAGAAGAUAGAAAUACUUAAAGAUGAAUUACUCUUUCCUCUCUGAUGUGUCUCACAAGUGGUUCCUGGUCAUGCAGAGUGAAAGAAUGAAUUUCCUCCUCAUCCCUGCUAUUCUCCUCACUACCAUCACUCUGGUUAUAAACCCAUUACUCCUCUUCUGCAUCUUCUGUAGUCCAUCUCUCCGACAGGAAACACGCUACCUCCUGCUGGCCAAUACACUGCUAUCGGACAUCCUCUUCCUCAGCUUCAACCUUACCAACAUUUCCUGUAAUGCGCUGGACAUGGAAAUGCACUACAUAUUCUGUGAGGUCUUAAUGGUUGCCACUGUGACUACAUACUGCUCCUCUGUGUUAACUGUCACGCUGAUGGUCAUUGACACGUUUAUGGCCGUGCGUUGGCCACUGCGCUACAAUGAAAUCCUGCCUCUGUCACGAGUAAAGAAGAUAGUCGGAUUGGUGUGGGUGAUAGCCGUGAUGUAUCCAGUCUCACUGGUGGUGGUGAUGGCAGUCACAAAACGCGGUAACCCAGAGAACCUGAAGGUGUGUCUGGUGCUGCUCACUCUAGGGACCCUGGAAGAAGACAUCAAGGUCGGUCUGCAUAUCUACUUCAGCGUGUGGGUGAUUUUCUGCACUGUGCUCAUCCUCUACUGCUACAUCCGUCUCUACAUGGUCACCAGGAGCUCUGGGAUAUGGCGCAGUCGCUACUCACGAGCCCGGAUGACUUUGCUAGCACACGCUGUGAUGUUGCUAACAUACUUCGCACCCGGUUUGGUGUUUACAGUGGAGCUGGCACAGUUUGAGGAGUUAUCUAAACAUCUGCACCUGACUGUGUGGAUCAAUAUGGCGAAUAUGGCUGUGCUGAUGGUUGUGCCACGUGCUUUCGCCCCGUACAUGUAUGGCUUGCGUUACCGUGAGGUCUAUGAGACGGUUCAGCUGAUGCUGUGGAAAAGAUGCCUCAGCCAGCGCACCAACAGUUCACCAACACCAACCGGCCCUUAAGCUGAAUAAUUACACAAAAACCUAACAUGGCCAAACAUGAAUGGAAUCUUCCAAGGUGCAAAUUAGUGCAGUGGGAUUCUUGUCUUGCUACUUUCUAGUGUUAUAUAAAGAAAUCCAACCAAAAAUGAUCAUGUGGCAUUGAAUGAGAAUUUGAAAACCAGUUAGCGUUAUCUAUGAUUGCUAACAGACUGUUUGCCUGAAAGCUUUACACUUACCUUUAUUUACUACAGUGCCUCUUUUUUACCAUCAUGGUAGCACCUCCCUCCGUUCAUAUUGUUGUUAAGAACUGCUGGUUUAAACCAGGCUUAUUCAAAAUAUACUCGUACCAAACGUCCUUUCAACACACUUAGCCCUGUUUCACUUUAUAAUAUGCAGUACAGUUGUAGAAGAGUAAUGCUGUAUGAACCCCACUAUCAGGUGUAACCCAGGACGGGUUCCCCUUUGAGUCUGGUUCCUCUCAAGGUUUCUUUCUCAUGUUGUCUCUGGGAGUUUUGCUUGCCACUGUUGCUUCUGGCUUGCUCAUUAGAAAUCUAAAUCUAUUUCUGUAAAGCUUCUUUGUGACAAUAUCUACUGUUAAAAGUGCUAUACAAAUUAAAAAAAUAAUUUAGUAAAUAGCAGUAUAAGAAUAAUUAACAUUUUUUCAUAAACUGAUCACAUCUGCCCACUGGAAAUGUCCUUAACAGGUUAGCUUGAUGUAGUACAGGCACACAAAUGCUUCUCUGAGUACAGUAGGGUGCAGAUCACGAGCAAUAAUAAACCCACAGAACAGGACUACUAUGAUGAUCAUUGUAAUGUUACCUGUUUUGAGUACAUAAUAUGCUAUUCGUUGUCUUAAUUUCACUUUUAUUUGCAUUAACAUGCUUGCUUUUGCAUGAGGAAGCUUUUGUACGCUUCCUAUUAAAUAACAUAUUUUAAACAGCUUCGUAGUAAACAUAUAAUUGACAUGUCAUUAAAUCCCAGUCCAACAAAGCUGUAUUGUAAAAACAUUUCCUAUUUGUUCUCAAUUACUUUUUUUUUUUUUUUUUUUUAAUAAAGGAUUGUCAACACGCUUUAGUUUAUGUACAGAAGUAGAUUAAAUUAUACAACAGGCCUAGUUAUGGCUAAGCAAUCUGCUAUCUGUUGUUAUAUCUCCAUGUAGUGAGAGAGCUCACUCUGCUCCAUUUACCUGCAAAGUGAUGUUUACCCUCAUCUCCACCUCCAUGGAAACAUGACCAAAACCGUUCAAUAUCACCUGGCUCACGCGCUUG